CACGGCUUUGAUCCAUGUGGAGAACUUCUCACGGACUGAAGGCUUCUUGUAUAAAUACGAACUAGAACACUCCUUAGCCUGCGGUUUUUUUCAGGAAUCGCACUUUAAAAAACAUGGUUUUCCCACUAGCUGUAUUCGUGAUUGUUGGUCUAAUCCAGGGCAUUGUAUGCCCGGGCCCCCCAGGUCACGAGGUCUCAUGCUAUCACUGUGAACACAAGGAUCACUUUCCAGACUGUCUUAAUAAACCUCAUGUUUGCCAUCCUGACGAGGUGUGCGAGGUAUUGUAUGGGCGCCAUGAAACCGUCGUCAGAUGCGCGAAGGAACACGAAUGUCAACACGACAUUGAUAAGGCGAGGGUUCACUGUGGGAUUGGGGGAUCACGAACCGAUCACGGAUGUGAGAUUUGUUGUCAUGACGACGCAUGCGUGUCGGAUCAAGUGGCGGCGCUACAGGGAGUUCCGCUUGCGUCAACGCCAGCGACUGCCCUGAUGAGUUGCCCCGGUCACUGUCGCCCUGACAACAUCGACACAUGUUUAGUUAACGCUCAUAUGUGCAGUUCCGGCGAGUUUUGUCAACUUGAAGCCGAACAUGGGGAGCUGAGAGGUCAUUGCACAAGAGACAUAGAUCUGCGGAGAUGCUUGGCCACUUCCUAUGAUGAAAACACUGCGGUAUGCAGCGAGGGUGACCUUUCCUUGGUUCAAGGACAUCACAAGUGUACAUACUGUUGUUUGGACAGCAACUGUGGCGUGGCUCCUUUCUUUAACACUUCCACUGAUAACAUGGGGACAACGCUGGCAGCAGGAAGCACUGGACAGUCAGGGUCUCCCAUGCCAGGGUCAUCUCCAGCACCAAACCCUCUUCUCUACGGACAAUGUGUUGAUCAAAUCAUGGACAACGGUUGCGCCACGGCGCCGAAUGUUUGCAAGAAUGACCUGGGUGUCCAAGUGUGCCCCCAGACAUGUGGUCUGUGUGAUCUCUUGGAGUCACAAUUUCAUGGCAAAGCUUUAUGUGAAGACCAUCUCAUCAACAACGAAUGUGAAAUAUUCAAAGUAACGAAAGACAUUUGCAAUAACCAACUGGCCAAGUUCACCUGUCCGAACACGUGUAAUAUAUGCGAGACAGUUCUUCGGGAUCUCAUGAACCAAGUCAUCAAUGGGGAUGUCCAGACUGCAAAUCCAUCGGCAACACAGAUGACAGAGGCGGCGGUCACUCAACCCGUCACUGUCGCCAUGACGACGGCAGCCAUGGCACAAGGAACAACCGAGUCGUGUGUUGACACGCUGCAAGGAAUGAGCUGUGACACAUUGAACGGCAUCUGCUCCAACCCUCUGGCUCACACAGUGUGCAGGAGCUUCUGUGGACUGUGUGGAGACGGAGCUUCCUCAGCGGCCUCUACCAACAAUAUACAGACAGCUACACCAGUUGUGCAGGGAUGAGACAAUGUACAUCAAACACUGUAUCACACGUGCCAUCGUGUCGAAAGAAAAUAAACGUUUCUUUUGUUGA
Molecule: messenger RNA, 1506 nt
Organism: Haliotis rufescens (red abalone)
Lineage: Eukaryota; Metazoa; Mollusca; Gastropoda; Lepetellida; Haliotidae
Exons: 12
Coding region: 114-1436 (440 amino acids)
Source: RefSeq, a predicted model, not a curated record